This is a messenger RNA of Gordionus sp. m RMFG-2023, 930 nucleotides long. RefSeq names its product NEDD4-binding protein 2-like 1. The annotation marks the transcript as partial. The record is from RefSeq and is a predicted model, not a curated record. NCBI's taxonomy places the organism in Eukaryota, Metazoa, Nematomorpha, Gordioida, Chordodea, Parachordodidae. The transcript is spliced from 5 exons.
AUGAUAGUUCGGUCUUGUUCAAAAAGUGAACGAUUAGGAGAUGAUAAUAUAAUACAUAAAAUUAGUGAACAUCUAUAUAAUAAUCAAAAAAGUAUAUGUAUAUUAAGAGGAUUGCCUGGUAGUGGUAAAACAACGUUGGCUAGAAAAAUUGUUAAUACCUUAAAAAUUGGGAAGAUUCUUAGCACAGAUGAUUUUUUUUAUGACAAUAAGGGUAAUUACAAUUACAAUAUAAAUCAACUAAGUGAGGCUCACACUUGGAAUCAAAAAAGAACAAAAGAGUUGGUAGUUAUCGAAGAACCUCUUAUUAUAAUUGAUAAUACAAAUAUAUGUAUAUGGGAGAUGGAUCCUUAUAUAAAAUUAGCAUAUAUAAAUGGCUAUAAAAUCAAUAUUGCUGAACCCAACACUUGGUGGAAAAAGAAUAUACACCAAUUAGUCAAAACAAAUUCCCAUAAUGUGAAUGAAAAUGCAUUAUCAAAAAUGUUUAUUAAAUUUGAACAAUUCAGUGAUAAGGAUGUUAAUUUGCAUUAUUCAAUUUACCAAGAAAAAUAUCUCAACAUAAAUAAGCAUUCUAAUUUAAACUCUAAAGUUUUUGAAAAAACAACUCAUACUAUGGAUUACCAUACCCAAACACAGGGAUAUCAAAAAGAAAUCAUUACAAAAAAUAAAAGAUUGCCUAAUGAAAAUAUCCACAAACUUUUAUCAAAAUCAAAGUCAUAUGACUCUUUAAUAAAUGAUAAAAAAGAUUUUCUAAAAUAUAUUAAUAAAGCUACAUCUUUAUUAUCACUUUCUUUAAAAAAUGAUAUCAAAAAAGUUGUUAAAGAUCUAAGAAAUAUUGAGACAUCAUUUAAAAAGUUUGAUAUUCUGAGAAACUCGCUUUUUGAGAAUAAAGAUAUCACUAGAAAAACAGUUGAUAAUAUUUACAAUGAAAAU